Anguilla anguilla (European eel) is the source of this 2357-nucleotide messenger RNA. Its product is annotated as zeta-sarcoglycan-like. The record is from RefSeq and is a predicted model, not a curated record. Bases 901 to 1839 code for a protein of 312 amino acids. NCBI's taxonomy places the organism in Eukaryota, Metazoa, Chordata, Actinopteri, Anguilliformes, Anguillidae. The transcript has 8 exons. Gene Ontology annotation, cellular component: sarcoglycan complex; sarcolemma. Gene Ontology annotation, biological process: cardiac muscle tissue development; heart contraction.
GCAGACACAUUGGUUAUCAACCUGCGUUCCUCGGCGCUCAACAGUAGACGUCUAUUCCUGCUUGCGGGCGGUCACCAAAGCGUGUCCCUUUUUUUUCGCUCUAGGACCCAGAGGAAUAAUUGGCAAGAAAGGACAGUUUGCUAUUUGAAUGAUGAAAAAAAAUCCCCUUGGUUAUGUGAGGAGAACCGAAGAGAAAGCAGUCACCUGCUGGUGGAGGACAGUAAAACAAGAUAACAGGAAAUCUCAGCACUGCCAGAGAAUUCACCUUCUUUUCCCGUCAACUCUCUCUCAACGUGUUUUUCUAGGAGAAGCUAUUUUCUCUGACUUUACUCAUUGAGGAGCCGAACUCAGAUGUACAGUAAUUCCCGUAGCGUUAUGGCAUAGUGUUAUAUGCACUGCCGGCGUCUUGUUUUGCGAGAGAACGCUUUGAUUUCGGGCUUCGGACUUAAGCAGAUCAGAAUCUUUUGAUAUAUAAAUGAGCGAGAUUCUCCGGGGCUGUUAUUGCGGUCGCUGCAAAUUGAACACAUUUCUUAAAUUUGCCGCAUGAAGCUGUUCAAGGAACUGGUUUUCUGAGGAUGCAGCAAUUUGCUAACCGCUAGCUUUUUUUCUGGGGAUCCGAUACUCUCACACGUUAGGGAUUCCCGUUUAUGCUUUUAUUUUUUUAUUUGGUUGGCGAGUCGGCUGUUUGAGAUAAAGAUACUCUACAUUCCAGCUGCCAAGAAGUUCAACUGAAUUGGCAUUAUUAUUGUUUUAUUUUUUAUCCAGAAGAGGUGUGAUCUGUGGGAAUGAGACUGUGGAAGGCUGCCGGUGGUAGGGGGAUUGGGUUGAGUUUAGGUCGGGAACUACAAGUCUAGAUUCCGAAACUUUGCUUUGAUAUAUUUUAUUAUCCACGUCCCCGUUAUGGAUCGGUCAACUUCCUUGGACAUUGAAGCUCUGAAGAUGACCCAGGAGCAGUACAUCUUGGCUGCGCAACCUAACAACCUUCAGAGGCCGGGAUGUGCCACCGUUUAUCCCGUGGGAAUAUACGGCUGGAGAAAGAGAUGCCUGUACUUCUUCAUCCUCCUGCUGCUAGUCGUAAUGAUUGUAAAUCUGGCGUUGACCAUAUGGAUCUUGAAGGUCAUGAAUUUCACAGUGGAAGGAAUGGGCAAUCUUCGAGUAAACAAAGAAGGAAUAAGACUGGAAGGCAUAUCUGAAUUUCUCCUCCCCCUGUAUGUUAAAGAGAUACAGUCAAGAAAGGACAGUCCACUAAUCUUGCAGUCUGAUAGGAAUGUGACCUUGAACGCCAGAAAUGACCUUGGGCAGCUAACAGGACAGCUUACUGUGGGAUCGGAGAUGGUGGAAGCACAAUGCCAGCGGUUCGAGGUGCGGAGCAGCGAUGGAGAAAGGGUGCUAUUUUCGGCCGACGAAGAGGAGGUCACCGUCGGCACAGAGAAACUCAGAGUGACAGGUACCGAAGGCGCCAUCUUUGAGCACUCUGUCGAAACGCCUCACAUUCGAGCGGAGCCAUUUCAGGAUCUAAAGCUUGAAUCUCCGACGCGGACGCUCACAAUGGAGGGGCCCAAAGGGGUGGAGAUAAGCGCGGACGCUGGGGAGCUCAAGGCUUCCUGUCGAAAAGACCUGCUGCUCCAGUCCACAGAGGGAGAGAUAUUUUUGAAUGCAAACACAAUCCGACUGGGGAACCUUCCUCUCGGCACCGCCGCCACCCCGUCUCACGGGUCGCCCGUCUCGAAACAGACUGUCUACGAGCUGUGCGUCUGCCCCAGCGGGAAGCUGUACCUCUCCCCGGCCGAGGCCAGCUCCACGUGCCACUCCACCAGCAGCGUCUGCCUCUGGAGCUGAAAGCGGGCCCGGGCCCUCGCACCAGAACUGCCUUGGGUUUCGACGUUCUCCCCCCCCCCGACCUCCCUCCCCAUUCCCUCCGCUUUUCCUCCCUUCCCUGCCGGAACGUCGGGAAUCACGGAAGGCAUUCCUUUCCGGGGGGGGGGGGGGGGGGGCAAAUCCAGCGAGGGAGUUGUUAUUAACGAUGCCUUUUCAUUUUUUGUAGACUUGAAAGAGAAAGGCAUGCGUGAGGUAUGUGCCGGAUGAAUCAAAGGGGAGUGCACGUGACAAGUCUGGGAUCAAAUAUAUUUUCUAGGAAAUUGAAACCAAUACACAGGUGCCUUUGCUAUUGUCAGUAAAGCACAUGAUUUGCAACAUUCUUGAGAUCGCCGGGACAUCGUUCACAAACAAAAUCUGUUUCCCUCGAAUAAAAUCAAAAGACUUCUAAUACAGUAUGCAUUUCUCUACUGUUUUACUAAAAGCACAAAUUAUGCCAUGUAUAAAAUCUCCAAAUAAUAAUAAAAUACAGUUUUUAAAGA